Molecule: messenger RNA, 1817 nt
Organism: Arachis duranensis
Lineage: Eukaryota; Viridiplantae; Streptophyta; Magnoliopsida; Fabales; Fabaceae
Product: L-gulonolactone oxidase 3-like
Exons: 4
Coding region: 1-1767 (588 amino acids)
Cellular component (GO): membrane
Molecular function (GO): D-arabinono-1,4-lactone oxidase activity; FAD binding
Source: RefSeq, a predicted model, not a curated record
AUGGAUAGCUUUAGCUUUACCUUUUUGAUUUGGUGCCUUCUUGCUUUCAAUCACAUACUUCCGUUAACGAUUCAAACCAUUGAGGCUCGGAUUCCAGAAUCUCCACUUCAAUGCAACCAAACAUUUUGUAUUCUCCACAACAGCUAUGGAAAAUGGGGUGAUCGAAAAGACUGUUAUGCCCUCAACGCAACCUACCCAACAACGGAACAAGAGCUUCACGUGGCCGUCUCGUUUGCUGUGGAACACAAUCUAAAAGCGAAGGUGGUCACAAAAUUCUCACAUACCAUCCCCAAGCUCGCCUGCCCUGACCAAGCGGUCCAAAACAGUUUUGUUAUUAGUACGGAGAGUUAUAAUCGUCAAAUACAGAUAGAUGUUGCCAAUUCUGUUGUCACCGUUGAUGCUGGUGUUGGCCUUCGCCAGUUGAUUGACGCCGUUGAAGCCUCUGGGUUUAGUUUGGUGGCCUCACCUUAUUGGGAAGGGGUAACAAUUGGAGGACUUAUUAGCACAGGGGCACAUGGGAGUUCUUGGUGGGGGAAAGGUGGUUCUGUUCAUGAUCAUGUUGUGGGGCUCAGCAUCAUUGUUCCUGCUUCCAAAGCUGAAGGAUAUGCCAAGAUUUUGAGAUUGGAAGCACAUGAUCCAUUAUUCAAUGCUGCCAAAGUAUCGCUCGGUGUCUUGGGUGCUAUCUCCAAGGUAACAUUAAGAGUGGAACCAAGGUUCAAAAGAAGCAUAACCUACAAUUUCACGUCCGAUGUUGGUCUUGAAGAUUUGUACGUAGAUCAUGCAAAUAAAUAUGAGUUUGCAGACAUAACUUGGUAUCCAUCACAGCACACUGCUGUUUAUAGAUAUGAUUCAAGGGUUCCCUUAAAUACUUCCGGUAAUGCAGUCUUUGACUUCAUUGGAUUUCAAAAUAAUCCAACUUCGAUCUCCGAAGCAGUUCGAGCUACAGAGAGUUUGUUAGAAAAAACAAGAAACACGCAUGGGAAAUGCUUAACAGCAGCAGCAACAUUAGCAUUUAAAAAAGCUACAGCAAAUGGUUUAAAGAACAAUGGCAUUCUUUUCACUGGCUAUCCAGUAAUCGGUUACCAAAGCAAAAUGCAAACCUCAGGUUCAUGCUUAUACUCCCAAUCACUCCUCACAUCAUGUGCUUGGGAUCCAAGAAUCAAAGGCUUGUCCUUCUAUGAAUCCACAGCAAUCUUUCCAGCUUCUAUUUUCCGUGAUUUCAUCUUGGACGUGAAAAAGCUCAGAGACUUAAACCCCGAACAUUUUUGUGGGGUUGACAACUAUAACGGUAUUCUUAUACGUUAUAUCAAAGGGUCGGAUGCAUAUCUAGGUCAAUCUGAAGACUCUAUAGUAAUUGAUUUCAAUUAUUAUAGAGCCAAAGACGCAUUAACUCCGCGAUUAAACCAAGAUAUUUGGGAAGAAUUGGAACAAAUGGCGUUUUUUAAGUAUGGGGCGAAGCCACAUUGGGCUAAGAAUAGGAUCAUUGCAUUCUUGGGAGUGGAUAAGAAGUACCAAAAUUACAACAAGUUUAUUGAAGCAAAACAACAAUUGGAUCCACAAAAUGUGUUUUCUAGUAAUUGGUCUGAUGAAAUAUUGUUUGGGAAGGAAUUAGAGAAGAGUGAUGGAUGUGCUCUUGAAGGGUUAUGCAUAUGUAGUGAACACAGACAUUGUAGCCCACAAAACAAUUAUUAUUGUAGCCAAGGACUUGUCUAUAAGGAUGCUAGGGUUUGCAGAUAUUCAAAGUCAACUCUCCCAUCCUCAUUAUAGAAUAAUUAUUCGGCAAAAACUUAGAUGCAAUUAACUUAACGUGAGGUUGA